GUCCACCGUCAGGCCAAACCACGGAGCAGCACCAACGCCCACGCACGGCAGAGAGAAACGCAGCCUAAUCACGUCCACUGCACAGGUAACCCACUCGCAAACAAUGGCCCAACACACCGUAUAGCAAAAAAAGCUUCGAGGGGGUCUAGCCUCCACAGAUUGCUUAUAGCAAUUGAUUGAAAUUGCUUAUAGCAUCCACAGAGGGGUCUUGCCUCCUCAUGUGAUUUCAAUCCAACUCUUAAAGAUUACUUGAGGAAUUUAAUCGUACUGUGAAAAUGAAUACAAAAACACUGUUAAAUUCUCACCCCAAGUCUUAUGCUUCCUCUAAUAUUUAUGCUCUUAAUGCCUACUUCAAGCUCUUCUCAUCAAUGCCAGCUCCCACUUCACACACUGACAUAGACACCAAAAUAAGGUCCCUUUGUGAGAAACCCAAUUCUCAAUUCUCCGAGGCCGUUUCAUUGUUUCAAUGUGCCGUCGGUUCUUGCCUCUUGCCUUCUUGGUCAACCUGCAAUUUCCUUGUUGAUGUGCUUGCAAGGUCGAAAAAUCAUGACUUGGCUCUUUCGGUUUAUAAGCAGAUGACCCAUGUUGGUGUUUCACCGAGUUUUCUCUCAUUGAGUGGUUUGACUGAUUGUUUUGUGAGCGCCCGGAAGCCCGAAUUGGCGCUUGGGGUCAUGGGGUUAAUGGUGAAGUGGGGUUUUAGGUUUCAUGUAUUUGGUAUGAAUCGUAUAUUAAAGGGUUUGUGCCAAAAUGGUGAGGUUGGGAAUGCAAUGGGUUUGUUCCGAGAAAUGCAAAGGAAUUGUGUAUCACCAGAUAUUAUUAGUUACAACAUUCUUAUAAAUGGACUUUGCAAGGCGAAGAAAUUGAGAGAAGCGGUAUGUUUGUUUGUUGACAUGGAGGCGGCUGAUUGUCACCCGAAUUUGGUAACAUACACGACUUUGGUAGAUGGUCUUUGUAAGGAUGGUAGAGUUGAUGAGGCAAUGGAUGUGUGGGAGGAGAUGAAGAAGAAAGGUCUGGAUGCGGAUGUUAUUGUGUACAGUGCCCUUAUAAAUGGCCUUUCUUUUAAAGGAAAUGUUGAUAGAGCGAAAGAUGUUUUUGAUGAGAUGCUGGGAAAGGGAAUUCUCCCCAAUGUAGUUACUUAUAAUCCUUUGAUGCAUAAUCUUUGUAGGAUGGGGCAUUGGAAAGAGGCCACUGUGAUGUUGAAUGAUAUGGAAGAACGUGGAAUUCGCCUUGAUGUUGUUACUUAUACGGUGUUAAUUGAAGGGCUUUGCAAAGAUGGGAGGGCUAGAAAUGCCAUGGACAUAUUGGACUUGAUGCUUGAGAAGGGAGUAGAGCCUAGCACUCAAACAUAUAAUGUUAUAAUUAAUGGACUAUGCAAGGGGGGCAUGGUCAGUGAAGCUUUUAAAAUAUUGGAAAUGAUGACUAAGAAGGGGAUAGAGCCUGAUGUGGUUACUUACAAUACAUUGUUGAUGGGACUUUGUGGUGACGGGAAGGUUGAUGAGGCGAUGAAACUCUUAAAAUUUAUUUUGAAUGGGGAGAGCUUUGUUGAACCGAAUGUCAUGACAUUUAACUUGUUAAUUCAGGGAUUCUGCAAGGAAGGCUGUCUUGAUGAGGCUGUAGAGAUAUAUCAUAUGAUGGUUGAAAAGGGGAUCUCAGGUAGCAUUGUAACUUACAAUUUUUUGAUUGGGGGGUAUCUGAAGGCAGGAAUGGUUGGCAAAGCCAUGGAACUAUGGAAACAUGCACUGGACUUGGGACUUUCUCCAAACUCAACCACAUAUAGUAUUAUAAUUGAUGGUUUUUGCAAAAUGCCUAUACUUAGUGUUGCUAAGGGCAUUUUUAGUAAAAUGAAGACUUGUGGGCUUAGUCCGACGGUGUUUGAUUACAAUACAUUGAUGGCAUCCUUGUGCAAGGAGGGUAGCUUGGAGCAAGCUAGGAGGCUGUUUCAAGAAAUGAGAAAUUCAACUCAUGCACCAGAUGUUGCAUCAUUUACUAUAAUAAUCAAUGCAACUUUCAAAGCAGGAGAUUUUCAAUGUGCCAAGGAAUUGCUAAUGGACAUGCUUGAAUUAGGUUUAAUGCCUGAUCAUUUGACCUUUUCCGUAUUAAUAAAUAGAUUGUCAAAACUUGGUCUAUUGGAAGAUGCUAAAAGUGUUUUUGAGAGAAUGAUAGAUAGUGGUUUUACACCAGACACCUUCGUAUAUGAUUCUUUACUUAAGGGCUUUGCUUCAAAGGGAGAAACCAAAGCAAUCAUUGACCUGCUUCAUCAAAUGGCAGAUAAGGGUCUUGUUCUUGACUCAGAAAUAAUUUCUACCAUCUUGACAUGCCUUUGUGAUAUGUCAAAAGACGUUGAUGUUAUGGAGAUUCUGCCCAAUUUUUCCAAAGAGGCAUCAAAAGGAGCAAGCAUUUCAUGCGACGAGCUUUUAUCAAAACUGAACAAGUCUCACCCAGAACUUAAAUUUUGUGUUGCGUGAUACUCUGCAUCUCAAGAAAGGCUUGCCGAUGCAAUAAUAGAUCUCCAACAGUACUCUCCUAAGGCCUUAGGGCAUUUGGAAGGUUCAGUUCUACUCUUGUGAGAGCAUUGGUUUUGGACAAAGAAUAGCUUCCCUCUUCAUACCUAUGUGUUGAGCACUGGAAGGUUCUAGUCGAGGUUUAGCACUUCAUUUCAUCACGUACAAAAACUGGCCUUCACUUCAGGACAUGCAUGCAGAGUUAUUGAAACUAAAGGGUAAGAGACAAGAAGUCCUAAACACCAAUCUGUGAAAUCAGAUAUUCGACCAAUAUACUGUCACCUGAGAGAGAUACAGACUGAACUAUUGUUAUGGUUGGAACUUAUUGCAAGUAUGGAAGGAUGAAUUGCAGAGUAGAUUCUCAUACUUAUACAACAUGGAAGAUGGAUGUCAAGAAUCUCCAGUGCAGAUUCCAAAGCAGAAAAGACAGCUUGGUGAAUAUCAGGCUUUAAAGUUUCAAGAUGAGGUCUUAACAUGAAGCAGGAGAACAAGAAGGUUUCCAAAAACUGCAAGCAGGCCUCAAUUGCGUGAGUGCAUUGAAGGUUGAUGUUAAGAAGACACUGGUGCAAGAUCUUGGGAUUUUAGUGUCAGAAACAAACAAGAAGUUGGGCCCAAAUUCCCUUGCGGUCUUUCUUAUUUGGGGUUAAGUUGAAGAAGCAAAAGACAUCAAUCUUCUCUUUUUGUGACUCCAGCAUUGCAGAAACAAGCAGCUGGAGUCCCUAUGUAGAUUAGCCUUUCUCUACUUGUUUUGCUUUGUCAUUUACUUUUUUGGUGUUUGAAAACUCAUUGAUUGGAGUUUUUUUUUGUUGAUACUGGGUUUUAGAUUCCUUUGCAGAUAGAAAUUGCAGAGGGUUUCUUGUUCUUGUAAUUUUGGUUUUAAACCCAAGUAAAUAAAAUAUGUUUCCUUAUAUUCGGUUUGUAAUAUAAGUAUAUGAUCUUUUUAAGGAUUCCUCCCUUUAUUUCAAUCCUCACUUUCCGAAUUUCAAUUCUGUGUAUCAAGAAACCUUUGAGCGGCU
Corylus avellana is the source of this 3517-nucleotide messenger RNA. RefSeq lists its product as uncharacterized. NCBI's taxonomy places the organism in Eukaryota, Viridiplantae, Streptophyta, Magnoliopsida, Fagales, Betulaceae. The record is from RefSeq and is a predicted model, not a curated record. Gene Ontology annotation, molecular function: protein binding.